UACAGACGCGCGAUGCUUGGAGGUCACUACGAGCAAAGAGAGAACGUCAAGAGGAAGCGCGACUAGAAGCCCUCAGACAGCGAGCAGAUGAAGAGGAGGCUCAGCGACAAGAAUCUGAGAUACAGCAACAGGAAGCAAUGCACGCAAAUAUUCCGAGACAGAAAGACGUUGAAUUCAAUAACCCUUUGGCUCCAAAGUGGCCGAAGGGAAACACGACGCAACAAACAAAAUCUACGUCUAUAGAAGGCACCAAUGAAAGACCCAAGACCAAGGAGAAGAUAGAGAAGAACGCUAGAGAGCAGCAAUUUGAGGAGGGAAUGAGAAAGCGUCUUGCUAAAUUCGGCUUUCAAGAGAACCAGAUUGAAGGCAUGGUCAAUCCGAAAGACGAACUCGAGCAGGGAAAGUCCUCGGCUAAGCCCUUGCCUUGGAUACCGACACAGGAGCCUACGUAUGUAAAAGUGCACAAGGACCAUUUGGCCAUUGAUACUCUGAUAUACUACAACAUCCCAUAUGAGAUAGACCGCUCUGACCCUAAUUACAUCAUCAUCCUUAGCGAGAUGGGUCCACGCGAAACCGAAAUUUUAUUUGAGCAUACGCGCCGUCUGCGGAACCGUGGAGCCAGUCUUCUUUUAGAGAACCGUAAUGCGGAUAAGAGACCAGAGCAUGCAUGGGUGGGGAGACGUACGCGACGAAACUCGCUACCUUCUUUGCACAAAAAUUCUGACAAUAUCCCUCCUAUGGUUCGCGAAUUCUCUCCUGCCCAAGACGAUUUCGAGGCGAAACCAAAAGCUUCUCGCAAGUUCACUGCGGGCGCUCGCGUGGAGACGGCAAAAUCCUACGGGGAGGCAACAGAUGCUGACAGGCGGCAAAAUGAGUAAAUUUCAUUGGUAUCUAAUGCCCCAUCUAGAUCAAGCUAAAGAAGCUGGUAAUAUCCAGUAUUUUAUCCAGGAUUAGAGGCAUUAUAAGUAACGUAUUUCACAAGCG
Molecule: messenger RNA, 984 nt
Organism: Lindgomyces ingoldianus
Lineage: Eukaryota; Fungi; Ascomycota; Dothideomycetes; Pleosporales; Lindgomycetaceae
Exons: 2
Coding region: 138-878 (246 amino acids)
Source: RefSeq, a predicted model, not a curated record